GUUAGUCUGUUUAGCUAUAAAAGGGAAGGCAAACUUUCCUUUCUGGAACACCAAACUUGAAGUUUCUCUCCCCCUUUUUUUUCCCUUUCUUUGAUUUGGUUGUGCGGUCUUUUCCUUCUGCUGCGAUACAAAUCAUCUCCUCAACUCAGGGUUUAGCGGUGUACAGUGGAGGCGUGAGAAGAAUGGCGAGAGAGAAGAUCAAGAUCAGGAAGAUCGAUAACGUGUCGGCGAGGCAGGUGACCUUCUCCAAGAGGAGACGAGGGCUUUUCAAGAAAGCUGAAGAGCUUUCUGUUCUCUGUGAUGCUGAGGUUGCUCUCAUCAUCUUCUCUUCCACUGGGAAGCUCUUUGACUAUUCCAGCUCCAGUAUGAAGGAUAUACUUGGAAGGUACACUAUGCACUCAAAUAAUCUGGAAAAGUUGGAGGGACCAUCACUUGAACUGCAGCUUGAGAAUAGCAACCAUGUCCGAUUGAGCAAAGAAAUUGCAGAUAAGAGCCAUCAACUGAGGCAGAUGAGGGGAGAGGAUAUCCAAGGACUAAAUAUAGAGGAAUUAUUGAAAUUAGAGAAAAUGCUUGAAGCAGGACUUAGUCGUGUACUCAAAUCAAAGAGUGAUCGGAUAAUGACCGAGAUCGCCACUCUCCAGACAAAGGGAGCUCAGCUGAUGGAAGAGAACAACAAAUUAAGACAGAAAAUGGAAAUAAUCUGUAAAGGAAAACGGCUAAUGACUAUGGAAUCGGAUAACAUGAUCCUUGAGGAAGGCCAGUCAUCGGAGUCUAUCACCAAUGUCUACAGUUGCAGUAGUGGUCCUCCUCAAGAGGACGACAGCUCUGACACAUCUCUCAAGCUUGGGCUGCCCUUCUCUUAAUCUAAUUAACAUUGGCAGAAGAUGGCUGAGAAUUACGUAAGGAAUUAAUAAUAAGAUUUGGAUAUCACCCAUAUUUUGUGAUGUUUAACAUGUCAAUGAAAUCUAAAAACAUAACAUGCUGCAAAUCGAAACCCUGGGUUUCGUCAAAUUCUUAUUUUGUCGUAUGCAUGCAUUGGCUAGGUAGCAUUUCUGCCACUUGGCUGUGUUUGUGUACAAUAUCUAAUUAGCACUAGUCUCAUCAUAUAUGUAUGUAUGUAUGUAUAAAUAGGACUGAGGUUUUACGGUUAAUAAUGGUGAUUGAUAUA
This is a messenger RNA of Vitis riparia (riverbank grape), 1168 nucleotides long. Its product is annotated as MADS-box protein SVP-like. Gene Ontology annotation, biological process: positive regulation of transcription by RNA polymerase II. The record is from RefSeq and is a predicted model, not a curated record. The transcript has 9 exons. Bases 183 to 863 code for a protein of 226 amino acids. Gene Ontology annotation, molecular function: RNA polymerase II cis-regulatory region sequence-specific DNA binding; protein dimerization activity; DNA-binding transcription factor activity, RNA polymerase II-specific. Gene Ontology annotation, cellular component: nucleus. NCBI's taxonomy places the organism in Eukaryota, Viridiplantae, Streptophyta, Magnoliopsida, Vitales, Vitaceae.